Menidia menidia (Atlantic silverside) is the source of this 3183-nucleotide messenger RNA. The record is from the annotation of a GenBank genome assembly. NCBI's taxonomy places the organism in Eukaryota, Metazoa, Chordata, Actinopteri, Atheriniformes, Atherinopsidae.
AUGUUCCUGUUUGCACGCUCUAAUAAAGAGCAACCACGGCUUCGUGAGAAAAGUUCAGCCCCGGGGCUCGUGCACGCUCUGCGUUGCAGUCUGGGAAGAAGUUUCUAUACCAGUGCCUUAGGAACCAGCAGCAGCAGCUCCACCAGCAGAGCCUUUCAGCAGCGCCCCCCGGCCAAGACCUAUGUGAUCGGAGUCAACUACGGCAUCGCGUACCCCAACAACGUCCUCCCCUCCUCCUCCUCUUCCUCCUCCUCCUCCUCUUCGCUCCACCGGGGGCCGCAGCUCGCCCGGACCGAGCAGUGGGGGCUCUGGGAGAGCCUCGGUCCAGCCGAGGGACGCAUCGGGCUUUUGGACGCCGGCGGCGGCCAGAGAUGUGAGCGGGAGAGCAGCCGCGCCAGAGCCAUGCAGAUAGUGGAGGAGGCGUCCGCUCUGCCCUCGCUCCCCGCCCCGGCGGCCAUGCUGCAGAGCAGCGCCGGGAACAGUGCCGGGGCCGCCCUCGGGGGGGCGGAGAUUAGGCCGGAGGGCAGCACGGAGGUUUUAGCCGGGGCGGCGGUGACCAGGACCGGGUCGGCGGACGGCGACUAUCAGCUGGUCCAGCACGAGGUGCUGUGCUCCCUGAAGAGCAGCUACGAGGUCCUGGAGUUCCUGGGGCGGGGCACGUUCGGCCAGGUGGUCAAGUGCUGGAAGAGGGGAACCAACGAAGUGGUGGCCGUCAAAAUCCUCAAGAACCACCCGUCCGAGAACGCGGACGAGCACAACGUGGUGCGCGCCCUGGAGUGCUUCCAGCACCGCAGCCACACCUGCCUGGUGUUCGAGAUGCUGGAGCAGAACCUCUACGACUUCCUCAAACAGAACAAGUUCAGCCCGCUGCCGCUCAAGAUCAUCCGGCCGGUCCUCCAGCAGGUGGCCACGGCCCUGAAGAAGCUGAAGUCUCUGGGUCUGAUCCACGCCGACCUGAAGCCGGAGAACAUCAUGCUGGUGGACCCGUCCCGGCAGCCCUACAGAGUCAAAGUCAUCGACUUCGGCUCGGCCAGCCACGUCUCCAAGGCCGUCUGCUCCACGGCUCCUGAGAUUAUUUUGGGCCUGCCGUUUUGCGAGGCCAUCGACAUGUGGUCGCUGGGCUGUAUCCGGUACAUCUCUCAGACCCAGGGGCUGCCAGCUGAGCAGCUGCUCACCAAGGGGACCAAGACCUCCCGCUUCUUCACCAAAGAGUCCGACUCUCCCUACGCCUCCUGGAGACUAAAAACGACUGAGGAGCACGAGAAAGAGACGGGGCUGAAAUCCAAAGAGGCCAGGAAGUACAUCUUCAGCUGUCUGGACGACAUAGCGCAUGUCAACCUGGUGCUGAGCCCCGACGGGGGCGACAUGCAGGCGGAUAAGGCCGACCGGAGGGAGUUUGUGUCCCUGCUGCGCAGCAUGCUGAUGAUCGACGCCGAGGACAGGACCGUCCCCUCCGCCGUGCUGAGUCACCCCUUCCUCACCAUGACUCACCUGCUGGACCACCCCCACAGCAGCCACCGGCCCAGCAACGCCGUCUUCGAUGCCCUCAACCAGAACACCAUUCAUUUCCCCAGAGCCCCCCUCGCCCCCCCGGCCUCCUCCGGCCUCCCUCUGGGCUACAGCAGCAUCCCCGUGCACACGCAGGUCAGAGGCCGCAGGGCUGCAGACUCGAUCACCCAGUCGGCUCCCUCGGUGCUGCAUCCCGGGAUCGCCCUGACGGGAAACGGGCAGUUUGGGUGCAGUGACUCCUUUCCCCCUGCUCUUAUUCUUUGCCCCCCCACAAUGCAAGGUAACCUCAACCAACCAGCGACAUACUCUGUCCCCAUGGUAACUCAGGCCCCUCCCAUCCAGCCCCUGCCAGUGAGGCCUGGUGUGAUAGCUCAGCAGGCCUGGUCCGGGCGAGGCCAGCAGAUCCUGGUCCCGGCAGCCUGGCAACAGAUGACUCCGGUGGGUCCUCCUCCCUCGCACCCCCCCCCCCCCCCCCCCAGCUCCCUGACCAAUGACACCGCAGCGGGCCCACAGAGGAUCGGCGACUGGGGGAAGGUGCGUUCACACAGCAGCCACUAUAACACAGUGAUGCAGCAGCCGCUUCUGACCAAUCAGAUGCCAGCGCUCUCUGCCCAUCAGCCAAUCAACAUCGGCAUAGCUCACGUUGUCCGGCCAACAAGAGGAACAGACACGGCCACAACAGCAACCUGCCGGACGCCCAAAAUGGUGGACGCUGUCGGCCAGGCGGUGGCGGGGCGGGCGCCCCCCCAGAGGGAGGCCCCCCCGGCGGGCCCUCAGCCCCCAGAGGCCCGACACCCGGACGAGGAAGAGGACGGCGCCGAAGAGGAAGUGAGCUGCUUUAAGGGGGCGGCGCCGGGCGCCACCAGAGCACCGGCGGCCCCCCGCCAGCGGGACGUGGCGCUGCUCAUGGCGGACUCUCCCAGUCCGGCCGCCAGCGCCUGUGGGGACGCCAGCGUCUCCAUGGGGAGAGUCUGCUCCCUCAGCAGCCCCGACAGCAGCCUGAGCACCAGCUCCUUCGCCUCCAACUCGCUGCAGUCCAGCCCCUCCGCCAUGUCUGAGGACGAGGGGCCUGAGAGCGGCUGCGACACGGUGGAGGGCUCCCCGGCGUCCGAGGGGGCGUCGCCGCCGCGCGGUGGCCACGGCGCCUACCGUUACCGCGGCAACGACAACCGCCCGCCCCUGGCCGCCGUGGUGGCGCCGCUCCCCGCCCCCCCCCACGGACCGGGGCAGGAGUCCGCGGGGCGUCCGGACCAUGAUAGUUCCUCCAAUGAGAGGCGCUGCAGCCUGGGGGGGCAGCAGAACUCCUCCUCCAUCCCGCUCAUCCUGUCCCGGCAGCAGACGCUGGCCGGCCAGCAGCAGCUCCCUCUUGGCUUCGGACAGGUGCAGCCGUACGCCUCCACCCACGGCAGCAAAGAGUGGAACGGGAACUUCGGGCCCCUGCGGCCGCACGCCUUCAUCCCCCCCACCCUGAGUGAAGCUGUGGACGGUGGGGGGGAUGAAGGCGUGCGGCCGCAGGGGCCCGAAGUUCCCGUUCCACUCUUUGCUGCCGUGGGUGGAGGCGUACGGCUGCACCUGGGAGGGGCACACAACACGCUUAGAACACGCUUAGAACACGCCAGGGCCAGAGGAAACACAUGCUACAACCAGAGGAAACACAAGCUGAGAACACGCUAA